Molecule: messenger RNA, 1908 nt
Organism: Micropterus dolomieu (smallmouth bass)
Lineage: Eukaryota; Metazoa; Chordata; Actinopteri; Centrarchiformes; Centrarchidae
Product: mucin-1-like
Exons: 9
Coding region: 1-1908 (635 amino acids)
Source: RefSeq, a predicted model, not a curated record
AUGACCAGUCACACGACGACACCACACGGCUCCACCGCCACCAGUCUGCCCAGUGACCACACGACGACACCACACGGCUCCACCGCCACCAGUCUGCCCAGUGACCACACGACGACACCACACGGCUCCACCAGACUGCCCAGUGACCACACGACGACACCACACGGCUCCACCAGACUGCCCAGUGACCACACGACGACACCACACGGCUCCACCGCCACCAGUCUGCCCAGUGACCACACGACGACACCACACGGCUCCACCGCCACCAGGCUUUCACCGCAGAAGCUGGAAGAGCUGCUAGGUCACAUUGCAGAAGUGGAGGCGAGAGAUAACCGUGGCCUGGACCAGAAGCUGGGCGGCGUGCUGAUGUCCUCCAACACGACUCCUGUAGCCGUUAUGACCAGUCACACGACGACACCACACGGCUCCACCAGUCUGCCCAGUGACCACACGACUACACCACACGGCUCCACCAGUCUGCCCAGUGACCACACGACUACACCACACGGCUCCACCAGUCUUGACCACACGACGACACCACACGGCUCCACCAGUCUGCCCAGUGACCACACGACGACACCACACGGCUCCACCAGACUGCCCAGUGACCACACGACGACACCACACGGCUCCACCGCCACCAGUCUGUCCAGUGACCACACGACGACACCACACGGCUCCACCAGUCUGUCCAGUGACCACACGACGACACCACACGGCUCCACCGCCACCAGUCUGUCCAGUGACCACACGACGACACCACACGGCUCCACCGCCACCAGUCUGUCCAGUGACCACACGACGACACCACAUGGCUCCACCGCCACCAGUCGUCCCAGUGACCACACAGUAACGCAUGGAUCCACCAGCACAACAACCCGCAGCUCACCUGUUUCUGUUUCCCCAAAUAAUCCAAUCACAUCGGAGAGUACGAGCUCACCGCCGGCCCCGCCACCAACCUCGGCCAGCGACGGUGUUCCUGGGUGGGGAAUCGCUCUGCUGGUGCUUGCUGCUCUGCUUCUGCUGCUGAUGAUCCUGUUGCUGAUCGGACUGCUGGUGUGGUGCUGCUGCUUCAGGGGGCACAACAACAGCUUCAGUCCCUACGACCUCAGAGACGACAUCCCUCUGUACACCACACAUGGCCGCUUCGAAGGACCCAAUGGGAGACAAUUCGGACACAUCACAAGGCUAGAGACCUAUCACACGACGACACCACACGGCUCCACCAGUCUGCCCAGUGACCACACGACUACACCACACGGCUCCACCAGUCUGCCCAGUGACCACACGACGACACCACACGGCUCCACCAGACUGCCCAGUGACCACACAACUACACCACACGGCUCCACCAGACUGCCCAGUGACCACACAACUACACCACACGGCUCCACCAGUCUGCCCAGUGACCACACGACGACACCACACGGCUCCACCAGUCUGCCCAGUGACCACACGACGACACCACACGGCUCCACCGCCACCAGUCUGCCCAGUGACCACACGACGACACCACACGGCUCCACCAGUCUGCCCAGUGACCACACAGUAACACAUGGAUCCACCAGCACAACAACCCGCAGCUCACCUGUUUCUGUUUCCCCAAAUAAUCCAAUCACAUCGGAGAGUACGAGCUCGCCGCCGGCCCCGCCACCAACCUCGGCCAGCGACGGUGUUCCUGGGUGGGGAAUCGCUCUGCUGGUGCUUGCUGCUCUGCUUCUGCUGCUGAUGAUCCUGUUGCUGAUCGGAGUGCUGGUGUGGUGCUGCUGCUUCAGGGGGCACAACAACAGCUUCAGUCCCUACGACCUCAGAGACGACAUCCCUCUGUACACCACACAUGGCCGCUUCGAAGGACCCAAUGGGAGACAAUUCGACCUGUGGCAGCAAAGCAGCAACAAACCAUGA